Messenger RNA from Piliocolobus tephrosceles (Ugandan red Colobus), 2020 nucleotides. It is a transcript of the gene TAS2R43, whose product is annotated as taste 2 receptor member 43. NCBI's taxonomy places the organism in Eukaryota, Metazoa, Chordata, Mammalia, Primates, Cercopithecidae. Gene Ontology annotation, molecular function: bitter taste receptor activity; G protein-coupled receptor activity. Gene Ontology annotation, cellular component: membrane. The coding region runs from base 963 to 1892 and encodes 309 amino acids. The transcript has a single exon. Gene Ontology annotation, biological process: detection of chemical stimulus involved in sensory perception of bitter taste; G protein-coupled receptor signaling pathway; sensory perception of taste. The record is from RefSeq and is a predicted model, not a curated record.
UCCCUUUGAGAAUUCAGAAAUUUACUAUAUGAUCUCUGUAUUGGGUUGGAAAACUUCCCUAACAACUGAAAUUGCUAAAGAUAAAUGAUGGAGAGGUUAACAAGGAAAAAUUACAAACACUGAAAGUGAAUAUGUCCUUAUUUGCACACUAGCAAAUGAGGAUUCAGGUUUCAUGUCAAUUUCAGUGUGAAUAAUUCCAGCCUAGAACAAGAACAGACAGUAAAUGAAUGAGUUAAUUUUAGUUGUUUGAAAAUAAGAAUGUUUUCCAUAAGAGAUCAUUGAACUCAUCCAUUAGCAUGCUAUGGUGAUUUUCGGCUUGACCCUGGUCACAACAAUUAAAAGUAAAAAGAAUGUCACAACACAUACACAAAUCAGGUACAUCCAGAAUUUAAGGUCAGGACAUUCAAGCAAUCACAACCGGUGAUAUUACACUGAGAAGUGAAGCCAGCUAUAUUUCCUCAAUCCAGUGCAGAGUUGGAGAAAGUUUCUGUAGCUAGCAAAGGGAUUGUAAAAUGCACCAAUCAGGACUCUGUAAAACCACACCAAUCAGUGCUCAGUAGCUAGCCAGAGGAUUGUAAAAUGCACCAAUCAGUGCUCUGUAAAAUGCACCAAUCAGCGUUCUAAAAUGCACCAAUCAGCAGGAUCCUAAAAGUAGUCAAUCACAGGGAAGACUGAAAAAAGGUCACUUGGAUAGGACAAAAAAGGAAAAUGGGAGGGGACAAAUAAGGGAAUAAAAGCUGGCCACUUCAGCCACCAGCAGCAACCUGCCUGGGUGUGGAAGCUUCUCAAUAAACCUUGCUACCACUCACUCUUUGGGUCUGUGCCAUCUUUAAGAGAAGUAACACUCACUGUGAAGGUCUACAACUCCAUUCUUGAAGUCAGCGAGACCACGAACCCACCUGCAGGAGCCAACUCGGGAUACAACACCAGCAUUUUAAAAUUUUCUUUUUGUCUGUUCAGACAUGAUAACUUUUCUAGCCAUCAUUUUUUCCAUUCUAGUAGUGGUUACAUUUGUUAUUGGAAAUUUUGCUAAUGGCUUCAUAGCAUUGGUAAAUUCCAUUGAGCUGGUCAAGAGACAAAAGAUUUCCUUUGCUGACCAAAUUCUCACUGCUCUGGCAGUCUCCAGAGUUGGUUUGCUCUGGGUAUUAUUAUUAAAUUGGUAUUUAACUGUGUUGAAUCCAGCUUUUUAUAGUGUCGAUGUAAGAACUACUAUUUAUAACCUCUGGGCAGUAACCAGCCAUUUCAGCAACUGGCUUGCUACUAGCCUCAGCAUAUUUUAUGUGCUCAAGAUUGCCAAUUUCUCCAACCUGAUUUUUCUUCACUUAAAGAGGAGAGUUAAGAGUGUCAUUCUGGUGAUACUGUUGGGGCCUUUGCUAUUUUUGGCUUGUCAUCUUUUUGUCUUAAACAUGAAUGAGAUUGUACGGACAAAAGAAUAUGAAGGAAACAUGACUUGGAAGAUCAAAUUGAUGAGUGCAGUGUACCUUUCAAAUACGACUGUAACCAUGCUAGCAAACUUAGUACCCUUCACUUUGACCCUACUAUCUUUUGUGCUGUUAAUCUAUUCUUUGUGUAAACAUCUCAAGAAGAUGCAGCUUCAUGGUAAAGGGUCUCAAGAUCCCAGCACCAAGGUCCACAUAAAAGCUUUGCAAACUGUGAUCUCCUUCCUCUUGUUAUGUGCCAUUUAUUUUCUGUCUGUAAUGAUACCAGUUUGGAGUUUGGAGAGGCUGGAAAAUAAACCUUUCUUCCUGUUCUGCAAAGCUAUUAGAAUCAUGUAUCCUUCAGCCCAUGCAUUCAUCCUGAUUUGGGGAAACAAGAAGCUAAAGCAGACUUUUCUUUCAGUUUCGUGGCAAGUGAGGUACUGGGUGAAAGGACAGAAGCCUUCAUCUCUGUAGAUGCACAAGAGGAGCAUUGUAUGUCUUCUGGCAGAAAACAAACUGGUGGUGUAUGAAACAUUUUAUAUUUCUUACUGGUUUUUCUGUAAAGUAUGUGUAUGAAUAAUUUCCAAACAUAUAUCUAGAAA